Messenger RNA from Xyrichtys novacula (pearly razorfish), 17971 nucleotides. NCBI's taxonomy places the organism in Eukaryota, Metazoa, Chordata, Actinopteri, Labriformes, Labridae. The record is from the annotation of a GenBank genome assembly.
GGGAAGAGAUGGAUGUGCAGCAGAAUUCUUUAGCUCCGGACUCAGUUAUGAAAAAGCACAUUUAGAAAACUACAACAGCUCUGAGCUUUUCUCUAAAGAAGAUCAAGAUAUCUGCAUGAAGCAAAUCAAAGAUUUCUCUCAACGGCAAGACAACAGUGACAGCCGAGCUUGAGGGGAAUCGUGGUUCUCUGUCUCAGGUUUUCUCUGAGGAAUAUCGACCGACCUGUUUUUCUGAGAGUCUGCUGUCUUCUCUUCGCCUCCAAGAUGCCUGUGAUGAAGGGUCUCCUUGCUCCACAAAACACCUUCCUGGACACCAUUGCAAACCAUUUUGAUGGCACCCGUAAGUAUAUUUUGGAGAUUUUACUCUUGCCGCUGAAUAACUUAGUUUUUGGCACUUUUAAAGAGCAACUUUAGGAGUUUCUUGAACUAUAUCAUAAAUACGGGGCGUAAAAUAAGAAAAAUAUGUACAUGUUUCUUUGUGCAUACGUCACUAUAAAGAUGUCUGUGUUUUUAAAGCGUUCCUGAAUUGAACUGAAUUACAAUAUUGAUACCUGUAAAUAGAUGAAUUCCAGUUUUUAAUCUGCAACUCUACCACUACCACUGCUGCUUUUAGGAUUUUAGCCUUCGGCAUUUUGUAACCCAGUUUGGUGUUGACUGGCAGUAAAACACAACGGUGGACAAAUGUGUCCAACAGUACCGAGAUCAAGUUAUAAGACUGCAAGUUAUAGCAGCAGACCAGGACUAGAAAUGAGGAUGAUAAUGUGGUCUAGGAGGAUAGAUCCACUUGUAGAGCAAAAGAGCGGCUUGAUAACUGCAUGUGCUUUUUGAGCGCAUGUCUUUCAGGUUUUUUAUUUGUCUAAUACAAAUAUUAUUCAUUCAUAUGGGUGUAAAGAAGACUCUGGUUUGGUUAAUGACAGGCUUCUACAAUUCAUUUUAUUAUUUUUAUUAUUAUUUUAUUAUUCUAUUACCAGAGAGCAGCGUGAUAUAACAGUUAUUAUAACACUGACUCAAACAAAGACUUCCCGCUUAAGAGUUAAGACCCAAAGAAACAAAGCCUUUCUCCAAUCCAUGAGGAUGCUGUUCUUGCUAUUGUGCCUUUCUUCAUCUUAUAUCAUCAGUCCAACAGUUACUGUCUUUAAUAUUGAAAUACGCAGAAAGCUGUGCCAAAAUCUAGACUAUUUCAGACGAGACUCUAAAUAACAUCCUCAUUUUCCCAUUUACAGAGGCCACUCCCUUUGUGGUGCAGGAACCUUUUACUAAAAGCACAGUGGUUCUCCAUAGGUGUAAUUUAGCACAUGCACCUGAAUGUACCUUUAGUGACAGGAGGUAUUCUGCUGUGCACUCUUGUGUGAUUGAAUAUAAAGCCUGACAAUCAUUCAGGCGGUGUUUCUUUUUUAUUUCCAAGCUUAGACAGUAUUAUUCACUCUGACUUUUUGACCGUAGAGACGUGUUAGUUUAUUCUUUGUUCCCUCUCAACCAGUCUAAGUCUGACAGUUCACACCUCUUCUUAGAAUCAGCGCAGAGCAGAGAGACUCGAUGAGGGUGUGACAGAGUGAGAGUGUUUUCGGGUCAGACUGUCAUGUGCAACUUCACCGAAUUAAAAAAUUCAGUGUGAUAACACAACAGCUGUCUGUAUCUCCCUAUUACACACACACACACACACACACACACACACACACACACACACACACACACACACACACACACGCACACACAGAAAAUCUCUUUAUUUCUUUUCCAUGUUGUCUUGUCCUUGAGUUCUGUAUAAAAACAAAAUACACACUCAUAUAAACACAAUCCUUGCAGACCUUUCUUCCAUGUUUUUUACCAGAAGAUCUCUGUAUGUGCGUGUGUGGGUGGAUUUGCCAAGUAGCUGAGUGGGAGGUGAAGGGGCCAAGUGAUUGGAGAUGGCCCCAGAGCAGACAACUAUUCGGUUUUAAAAAUCUGCAUUGAAUACUUGGUGCUAAGCGGGCAGCUUUUCCGUAUGAUGACAUCAUUCUGGAAACAAAAGGCAGCUGAAAGUCUCUUAAAAACUCAUAUCUCAAUCCUGAUGAGUACCAGGAAUAGCCUACCCUCUCUGUGAAUGUGAACAGAAGCUGUGGAGAAGUGGUAUUCACACCAGCCAGGUGUGUGAAGUAGAAAAUUAAUUAAGAUGAAUCCCUUAGAGAACAGAAGCCAAUCAGGUUUUAUCAGAGGUCUUUGAAAGUACUCGUGUGAACAAGUGCUUUGCUAAUGUGUAAGAAACUGAGUCAGCCAAAGACAUGAUUAAACUUAAAUAUCAAAAUUCAUGAAAUGAUAUAUAACAUCUUAGGUAUCAUUUACCCUCCAAACCCUUAAGACCUUAAUUGAUCUGAUCGAACUGCCUCUGUGAUUUUGUAGCACCUGCUGCAGUAUUUUUUCACACCGCACUAACAACAGUGUCCCUCGCUAAUUGCUCGGGUGGGUGUGAGAAUCACAUCUUUUUCUUCCCCACAAGUGCUGUCAUGGAUAAUUAGUGAUGGGGGUCGUUGUGGUGGAGUGAGCCUGAUUAACCCCUUCGGACUCCAUUGCAAUGGACAUGACAUAUUUCUGGCUCUAAAUCAAUAAAAACUUUGUGAACUAAUAAUGUCAGCAGUGCUGAUUGCUGAUUGGAUCCUGAUUAUGCAAUCACAAUCAAGUCAUAACUGUGUGCAAGCCCAGAGUGAGUGACAGAUGUUGGACAAGACAGGCAUGGCUAAGCGACUGGAAAAAGGGAGGAGUAAGUGCUCAUUUUCAGUAAGAAAUAUGAAUUUAUGUUCAAGCAAAUUUGCUCUCCGUAUAAUUUUAAGUAUUAAAAGUGAUAGUAUUUCAAGUCAUCUUGAUUAUAUCUCAUAUCAUUAAUUUCAAGGAUUUUUUCAAAGUCUGAUGUCCAGUGCAAUGGACAUCAGGAGUUAGGCAACAUUAGCCAACACUCACUCACUACUAAUGUCAGUAUGCAAAGAAACAAAACACUUGUAAGCUUUUCAUAGGUAAAGUAUGAUGUCUCAGUUUAUUUACUCAUGUUUAUAAAAUUUUAAAUGUAUAUGUAUUUUUUGUACAUGAUGUUCCUGUAGGGUAUAAAGUCAAAGACUUCCUUUAACAUCUUGUAGAUGGAGAGUUAUCCGAACUUUACUCCUUGAUUUCAGAAAAUGAGGCAGAUAAGACCAGGAGUGAGAUAGUUGGUAAGCUCAGAAGUGUUUUUAAUUCAUAGUAGGAGGUUUAGAGACGUAAUAGUGAUGAAAGUGAUUCACCAACUCGUAGAUUAAAUAAUACAACUAUAUCGGGAUCUACUUGAGAUGCAUUGGUUUGUCAUCCAAGUAUUAACAGUAAAGAACUCACUUACAUUCAUGGAUACACAGUUCUCUGCUAAGUCAGGCAUUUAUGGAUGUUCCCUUGAACAACAUGACACCAUAGAAACAGGCAGCGAGUGGAGAGACAUGAAGGAAAGGGACAGAAUUUGAGUUUAGGUACAAGACCUGUCAUGUGGUGGCAUUUGAUUUGAUUAGGUAGAAAUACACACAGGCUAUUAGGGCUAAUGUGUCGUGGAAGUUUUUACUCCACUUGCAUCUUGAACUAUGGCACCAAUAAGUUUACAUCUUUGGUUAGUUGCAAACUACUCCCUAAAAAAGUCUUCAUUGUCUCCAGUUUAACAGCGUUUUACUAAAUCCUCCCCACUCCUUCAGUAGCUGCUUUCAUUCAAACCUUUUAAACGCCCAGAAGAAGCAGAUACUGCAGAUCCUUUGCAGGCGUCAUCGGUGUUGCAGAGGGCACAGUGUCUUAGUAACCCUGUAAAUGCAAAUUGCAGCCCUGGCAUAUGCUUCAUUUUUUUCCCGUAUCACUAUGGCAACACAAGCUUGGAAAGAUUUUAUUAAGUUUCUUAUGAGAUUAACUGUACUCAUAGCAGGUUAAUAAUAUCCACCAAACUGUUAAGUCCAUAUCAUUCCUCUGGAGAGGAAAAAAAAACACCCUGUUUACACAUGAACCUGCUUGGUUAUGCUUGGUUCAGAGUAAAAAAAAAAACCCACAAUGUAUCACUAACUUUAGCCAUGAUAUAAUUAUAUCAGCAUAGACUCUUGCUAAAUAUUGACAUUAAGUUAUAGUUCUUCGGAGGAAGCACAGAUGUGUGAUACUCAGUAAAAGUGAUGCCGAGAUUUUGCUUUUGUUUCUCCUCACAAGAAUCCACUGAGAGCUUCAUCCUGUGUUGCUUACUUUCACAAAUCAUCCAACAGCACAAAGAAAUAGACUAAAACAGGCCAAGUACCGUAUUUGCCUACUCCAAAUCCUCACAGCCCCCUUGACAGACGAAUGUGGAGAAACAAAGGAAAUGUGCAGCAUCUCACGCAUUAUACUCAAUGAUUUGCAGUUUCAUUAUUAUCUUCUGCUUCUCCACCUACACACACUGCCCCCAAAUGACCUUAAAAGGUCCCAGCAGUUAGAAGUAACUUUUAAUGUUGUGUUUUUCCCCAAAAAAGCCCUUAGUUGUCUCUCUGAAUCAUUUAUUUGAAAGUUUUCAUCUCCGUUAUUGUUUCUCAGUGAUAAAAGCACCCUUCAGACAUAAGCAUACUGUCUUUUGCAUUUUGUACUGCAGUGUGGUGAGGGAAUAGGACUCUUCAGCUGCAACUUCAUAUUUGGCUCUGCAGGAAAGACAAACAAUUCCACUUUUCCUGUGCCUUUUUUUUAACAGAGUAAUAGAAAGAAAAGAUCUAAAUGUCAAAAUGUAUUGAUCUAUCACGAACCAAUUAUUUUCAUUUUGUUUUGCAAAAGAAUUGCUGUUCAAAGCAAAGUAACAGACAACUUUUUUGGAUAGCACUUUAUUUGACGCCUAUCUCUAUAAUGCAUUAUAAAUAUAUGUAUCAUGCUUUAUAAUCACGUUAUAGCACUGUAUAACUAUAGUUGUAAACACUCAGAAAUUAUCAUAAUUCUUAAUAGCAAUAAUCAUAACACAUUGUUAAUACUUAUUGUUAUAAAGCCUUAGUGUUUAUAAUGAUAGUUAUACAAGUUUAUAGGCAAAUUAUAACACAUCAUAAAUAUAUGUAUGAUGCAUUAUCUAUGUGGGCAUUGUCAGUGAGUUGUUAACAUUAUAAUACCUCACCUUGUAAUUCAUGAUGAAAUGCUUAAUAAUGUGUUGUGAUUUUUGCUAUAAAGCAUUAUGAUCAUUUAUGACUGUUUAUAACUAUAGUUAUACAGUGCUAUACAUGAUUAUAACAUUAUACAUCUAUUUAGAAUGUGUUAUAGAGAUAAGCGUCAAAUGAGGCGUUACCCUUUUUUUGCAUAUUGUGUACAUUUUACAUUGAUGACCAUGUCUGGUUCUUCAUUAGCACAAGUAUGACUCCAGUCUGUAUUCAAACAAAUGUAGUCUGAUGUUUUAGUCCUGCACUAAUUUUGGCAUUUAAGUUUCAUUUCUCCUGCUUCCAGGCUUUUUAGGAGGAUGUGCUCCACUGUUCUGCAUUAUACUACUGAGUUUCUGUCAUUUAUACCCCGAUCAUUGAUAGGAGUGAGGAUGAUAUCACUGCAAUGGAAAUGUAACAGCACUAUGAGCCCGAUCCUGUAAAAAUAACUCUUUAAGUUAUGAAACUGUGCUGGAUUGUUGAAACGGAGCGCAUCAGUUCAAGCUAGUAUAUCCAAUUAACCAGCAGUUGCUAGGAAACCAGUUGAGGCAUCAGGGAGGAACUGAUUCACCAGGAUGUGUUUGUGUUUCUCUGGCUGCAUAAAUACUGAAAUCCAUUAUCCGACCGAUGGCCAGAUGAAAACCUGGUUCAAAUGCUGAUUACUGAGAUGACCUCGGUUCCACAUGGAGCCAGAGGAGCCAGAUGAGACCCUGCACACAUCUUCAGACUUCAGACAGACCACCAGCUUACUUCAAAGCUCCUUCUGAUGAUACAGCCAGCACUGGAGACUAUUUUUGUCGUCAGGGCUGAAAACAGAUAACAUGACUCCGAUAAAGUGAAAAAGUUUCCUGUCGAUACAUCAACAAACACAUCAAAUAAAGACUGAUGUGUGAGUACGGAUAGGAGGAAGAAGACACCGUAAUGAUCUCACCCUUCAAAUUUCUCUUGCAGACAGUAACUUCCUGCUGGGAAAUGCAAAGAGUCACCAUGGUCACCCCAUUGUGUACUGCUCUGAUGGGUUCUGUGAACUGACUGGCUUUGUGAGGACUGAGGUGAUGCAGAAAACCUGUACCUGCAGUUUCCUUCACGGAGCUGAGACCAAUGAAAGUGUAAUCCAGCAGCUGGAAAAAGCUUUGGAGGGCCAGCAGGAGUUCCAGGGAGAAGUCUGCUUCAACAGGAAAAAUGGUGGCUUUUAUAUUAUUAUUGUUAUUAUGUUUUUACUGGCUUUUAAAGAAAUCCACUCAUCAUUUUGGUUGUUCUAGUGUCUAGCUUUAAUUUUUAAUGCCCCCAGGAAACUUAUUUUGGUGCCAACUGGAUAUUGUGCCAAUUAAAAACGAGAAAGGUGAGGUGGUUCUGUUCCUGCUGUCCUUCAAAGACGUCAGUGAAACUCAUGGGAAGAGUCGUCGUUACAGCCGAGGAGACGGUGAGGCCUGGCACUGAGACAAUAUUGAACCUAUCAUUUUCAAAAGGAGUGUAAUGCUUUGCUGAAGUAUUUCUCCCUGUUUACUCACAGGUAUGUCAGAAGCUGCUCAAGAGAACAGGAAGACCAGCCGGUCACACUUUUCCCAGGCCCGAGAGAGGGGGCGGACCAUCCUGAACCACCUCUGCAACCUGUUCACCAAGAGGGGCAAGAGGAAAAUGACCAGUGUGAGUGAACACCGAAAUGCUCAUCAGUGAACCUACGAUAUACAGUACAUAUUAUUUUAGGAUAUUUUACUGCUGAGCUUUGCUAUCUAACUUGAAAUAAAAGCACCUUUAGACAUGAAUAAAUGUAUUCACAUGAUGAUGAUGAUGAUGAUGAGGAUGAACACGAGCAAUCAUUGCAAGGGAUCCUAACCCCAUGGAGACCCACAGUGUUUCACACUGUGCUAAUCAAUUCAUGGGAGCACCAACUCACCAUGAACUGAAUUAAACCUGCAUAUUUGUCGUUUUUUAAAUGUGACAUCUUUUAUCUUAAGAAUUCAUAAUUAUCUUUCAUUCAUCCUUGAUUUGGGAUAGCCUUGAAUACAAUCAGAGCACUUCCACUGUCGGGCUUUUGCAUAAUGAGCUUUUUCUCUCCAACAGGGCACAAUCAGCACUGACGGAUCAAAAUAUCCAGACCUCAUACUUGGCGUUAUUACUUUUCUUUUCUUUUAAAACCUUGAGGACUUUGAGUCCUUUCGUUGUGUCUUUCAGAGUGUGUUCCAGAAACCGUCUCUACCAGAGUACAAGGUGGCAGCUGUGAAGAAGUCCCGUUUCAUCCUGCUGCACUACAGCAUCUCCAAGGCCUUGUGGGACUGGCUCAUUCUCCUUGCAACUUUCUAUGUCGCUGUGGCCGUGCCCUAUGACAUCUGCUUUGUCAGUCAUGAUGAAGGCAGCGAGCAUCACUCUCUCAUCAGUCGCAGCACUAUAGGCACGGACAUAGCAGUGGAGAUGCUCUUCAUACUUGGUAGGACAUCUUCAGAACUGCUUUAAAUUUAAGUCCCACUCCAACUGCAUUUUUUUUUUUACUUCUUAAAGUGUUCUCAGUGGUCUUUCAACUGUGAUUAUGAAGUUUUUAGCCAAAAUCAAGUAACCCGUGCCUUUUUUAAGGGCUUUUCUUCUGUAGAGCUCCAGUAGCUCCCUAGCAAUUCGCCUCUGAGUUGUGGGCAGAGACAGCGCUCCACUGCACACUCCUCUUCCUGCUAGCUUGUAGCUUAACAUUGCUUGUGUAGUAAAAGUGGAAGGUAACAUAGGAGCUAUUCAGCUCUGAGACACUAAUGUCUUUGGGGACAUGAUGAAAGGUAAUAUCAUUAUUAGCUUUCUUACGAACAUUGCAAUCCGCUAACGCACAUGCUUGUUCCGCGAUCGUCCUCUCCACUUUUAGGUCUGGCCUUUAGGGGCGGGGCUUGCAGUUGUGACGUAGGAAAUCUCACUGUAUCUGAACCUGCUGUUCGGGUCUACCAGAGAUUCACAGUGAUUUGAAUGAAGAAAUACUCAGAAAUGCAAUUUUGCACUCAGUUUUCUCAUAUGUCCUUUAGCAUCAGAAAAAUGCCAUAUGAACAUGUAAACAACAAGAAAAACAUGAUUUUCAUCGGAGUGGGUCUUUAAUUUUCUCAUUGUGUGCUUACAUUGAGGCCAUUUUGCCUCAUGAUUUUUAUUUUUCUUAUGGUAGAAUUAUGCUUCAAAAAAAGCCAUCAGCCCUCUUCUCUUCAAUACACCAUCUACUGUGCUCUAUUUUCCUCCAGUAAGAAGCUGUUAACCAGUGGAGUUAUAAAUUCCAACAUUUCCCACUCUGACUGCAUGUCACACACCAGCAGGCAUUCCUGUUUAUGGUCUUGUCUUGAGCAGCAUUACAGAAAGACAACAAUGUUCAGCUCAAAUUAAGUAAAACUGUAUUUCCAGUGCAACUGCACUGGUUUCCGUGGUGAUGGCCAACCCUUAAUGAAACCUCCCACCUUUCCUCACCCACGCAGGGUGUCUCCGUUGCCCCAGGUUACCAAUCAUAAUUAGAUUUCUCUCACUUCGUCCCACUUUACCUCCAAAGGAAGUGUGAUAGCACAUCUGUCAGGAGACUGUCUGACUUAAUCGUUCCAGAAGUUUUGUCCGGAGAUUUCGAGACACAUUCAGGUCUGGAAAGACCCCAGUUACUGCCUGCUGUCUCUCUCUUUGUGAAUCACCAGACAGCCAAUUUCAGUAGACCACAGCACCUGAAUCUACUUAUUUAGACUCACCAGUGCCCUCCAUCAAUCCUACUGAAAAAAUGGGGUUGCCACGUCAAACGUCACAUAUACAGCCUGGGAUAUUGUGUCCAUUUUUCCUAUCUUGGGUCACAAUGUGUCAAGUUAGAUAAGCACUGAUAUGGAGCUAAAGAGGGCUUCUUUAGAGCAACACUAAACUCCCUAUCAUGUGUUUCAUUAUAUUAUUCCUGUUUUGUGAUAGCCUUUCCUGUUUCUGUCUUACUUUAGAUAUAAUCCUGAAUUUUCGUACAACAUAUGUAAGUCAGUCAGGUCAGGUGGUGUACGAUACCCGAUCCAUUUACCUCCAUUACUGCACCACUUGGUUCUUUGUGGAUCUGAUAGCAGCCCUGCCGUUCGAUCUUCUCUACGUCUUCAACAUCACAGUGGUAAGAUAAUUGUUUCACAUAAUUCAACUUGCCUCCUUUUUUUUUUUUUUUCCGAGUCCCUAACUAACGUUCAGACCGGUCACUAAAGUUUUAGAGCUAUCGGGCUGGAGAUGAUGAUUCCUCCAAAUUGAAGCACUGUGCCGAGCUCUCUUGUUUAUUUGCAACACGAGUACUUCUCAUGGAUAAGUACUGCUGUGCCUCAGGCUUGUUGUGACCUUUGAGGACCCCUCAAACUACAGCCUUGUUCGUUUUUGACUCUCAUUAAAACUUUUCUAGUAAUAGUAACAUUUGUUUAAGUUCUUGUCAGUAUGAGCUUCUUAAAGGCAGGCAAUGAGGCAUGGAAGAUAUAUAUAUAUAGAAGAUAUAGACUUCACCUUUUCAGCUGUGUAAGUGUAAUACCAAUGGCGUGAUCUACAUGUUUACGAGAAUACAUUUUAUUAAAAAGUUCCUCUCUGUGUCUGUUUGUUCAGACCUCACUGGUGCACCUACUGAAGACAGUUCGUCUGCUGCGCCUGCUGCGCCUGUUACAAAAACUGGACCGUUACUCCCAGUACAGCGCUGUGGUCCUGACCCUGCUUAUGUCAGUGUUUGCUCUGCUGGCCCACUGGAUGGCCUGUGUGUGGUAUGUUAUCGGACGCCAGGAGAUUGAGAGCAGUGACCCUGUUACCUGGGACAUAGGUGAGUGCAUUAUUUUUAUUUGGCUGCAUGAGUGUUUUCUUUUUUCCAGCACCUCUAAGUCAGGAGUUCAAAAUUAUCCUUACUGGUUUAAUUUUGCUGACACUGUUUCUUGAGGCAACCACAGUGGACCAGUGCAGCACAUCUCUAGCCAUGCUUGAAUGCCUAAAAGCAUCAUUUCAGCCUCUGGCUUUCCUCCUCUUGAUCCAGAGGAUGUCCAGGUCACAGAGCAAUUCCAUUAUAUCACCAGAAAGGCAUUAUAUUGGUCUAAAUGAUAUCUACUGUCCCUCAUCGUAUCUCCUAAUAAGAGAGAAAUUGUCAUCUGAGUGAACUGAAGAAAAACAUUUAACCACUGCUUUCUAAUUAUUUAGUUUACUCAGUUUAGAGACUGAGAGCUGUUUCUUUGGUACCAUUUUCUGACUCCACCAGGCUGGCUUCAGGAACUGGGAAAGCGUCUGGACACACCGUACAUCAACAGCACCAUGGGUGGUCCCUCCAUGCCAAGUGCCUACAUCGCUUCGCUCUACUUCACCCUCAGCAGCCUCACCAGUGUUGGUUUUGGUAAUGUGUGUGCCAACACAGACGCAGAGAAAAUCUUCUCCAUCUGCAUCAUGCUCAUUGGCGGUGAGUUUCCUGCUGCUGGUAAAAUGAUCACAGUCAUGAUCAGAGUUCAGGGGUCAUCCUAAUAAACUGUUCCAUCUCCAGCUCUGAUGCAUGCAGUCGUCUUUGGUAACGUAACAGCCAUCAUCCAGCGGAUGUACUCCCGUCGGUCUCUCUACCACACCAGAAUGAAGGAUCUCAAGGAUUUCAUUCGGGUGCACCGGCUUCCUCAGCAGCUGAAGCAGAGGAUGCUGGAGUACUUUCAGGCCACCUGGUCGGUUAACAAUGGCAUCAAUGCCAACGAGGUGGGAAAAUAUAAAAACUAAGUCUUCUUAUGUUUCUGUUGGCCAUGGUGAUUUUACGAUCUUCAUACCCUCUAAUGUUUUGUUCCUUUUGCAAAGUUUAUUUUUGUGUAUUGCAUUCACCAAAAAAAAAAAAAAAAGGAAAAGAACACUGUUUCUCAGCGUAAUUUCUUCUGUUCUGUUCUUUGGACUAUAUGUUGUUUUGUUUUGUUUCCUUAGACUAAUUGUUUUUCCUAUUCUCAAGGAUCACGAUCAUUUAAAAACAGACACUUUCAUCCCCCUCUGCUUGAUUCAUUGGAAGCAAACAUGGCCCAUGUGUUUAGUUUAAUCAACUUUUACUUUGUUUUGGGUUUGAAAACUGGUAUUUACUCCUUUCUUUAAGUAAGAUAGAUGGAAUAGUCAUAAGUUUGUCUAAUUUGUGCAGGCACCUCAGGAUUUGCAUGCCCGAUGUUUAACUAAUAACAUGCUUUACUCUCAUUGACCCCAUAGUCAAAGUUAUCUAGGAGCUGGAGAAUCCGUUAAGUUGGAUCAGCCCUGGUGGUUGAUAUUAUCUGAUUGUAUUAAAUACUUGCACGAUUUUGAAGUAUCUCACUUAGUCAGGGAAAAAAAAUAGUACAAAAAACAGAAUAAAUAUUUGUCCAAAAAGCAGAAAGAGGGGGAAAUAUAUUAGUACAAAAAAGCAGCAGAAAAUAAAUAGUCAGAAAAACAGAAAGAAGAAAAAAAUACUUAAAAAGACAGUUUCCUUUUUUUUGUAAGUUCCUGCCAGUGACUUACAUAUCAGAUAAUUGCCUGUGCUGGUCACAGACAUUUCUUUGUCAUGCAGAAAAAAAACCAAAAAACAUUUUGUUGAGAUACAAAACUUGAGUUUCAGAAAUGUCAUCCUCAAAUUUGGGUCACCUUAAAUCCUCCAGAGUUUCAUUCCAUUUUCCUAAGUAGACAGCACUUUGUUUCAGAUAGAACUUCUGUAACAGUAGCCAGAGCAGAUCCAGGAAAGUUCUCUGUAAUUACAAGAGUAGGAGUUAUAAUAAAGAGAAUACUCAUUAACACCCCCACCACCACCAUCUGCAAAUAAUUCAUGCACUGUUAAAGGUAUCAGACACAGCCUCUGGUUUCUAAAACAAGCUGCCUUUAACACCUCACGUCAUUUUACUGAACUGCUUGGCAUAUCAUCAUAUGAAUGCAUUGACCUGACAUUUUUCAGUUUUUGCACACUUCUGUUUCAAAGGUGGAAAAAUACUGUAAUUAUGUUAGUUAUUAAACAUAGAGGUGACAAGGGGGAGGAGAGACCAUGACUAUCUUACAGCAUUUGUGUUCCUGAUCUAAAUCUAGAAUACACCCUCUUUACAAAGAUGUCUUUAGCACCCUCAUUAUAUGCUUUAAUUUAUACCAAUGCAGCAGUUAGCUUUCAACAACUUAAAGUUUCCCAACAAGCUUCCCUGAAUUUUCUCUGACCUUUGACGGGUAGAUCCUACUGCUGUGUAAGCUGGGACAUUGAGAUGCUCCUGAUGCAAAAUUUCAAUCCAAAAGUAAACUUUACAAAGUAGUCAUUUAGUAACAGUUUAACUGUUUCAAAUUUUCUUGUAUGGAUUUCAGUUAUAGAUAAAGAACUGUAUUGUGCUGAAACAUUAACAGCCAAAUCUUCUGAGCAUCACUUACCAUUUCCACGUAUCUAAAAGACACCACAUUUCCAAACGUUGGCUGAAUACUCUGUUCUGUGACCUUUUUUAGCUGCUGCAUGACUUCCCAGAUGAACUGCGAGCCGACAUCGCCAUGCACCUGAACAAAGACAUCCUGCAGCUGCCUGUAUUUGAACGAGCCAGCAGGGGCUGUCUGCGUUCCCUCUCCUUGCACAUUAAAACCUCCUUCUGUGCACCAGGGGAAUAUCUUAUACGACACGGAGACGCCCUACAAGCAAACUACUUUGUCUGCUCCGGGUCUCUGGAAGUUCUGAAAGAUGGAAUGGUCCUGGCCAUACUGGGUCAGCAUUAAACCUUUCCUGCCUCACUUAUUCUAUACCCCUCAGCUAUAAUGUGCAUCUUACUGUUAUACCUUUAUUGUUACUGACAAUCCUCACAGGUAAAGGCGACCUAAUCGGGGCUGACCUCCCAGAGCAGGACAAGGUGAUUAAGACCAAUGCAGAUGUUAAGGCGUUGACUUACUGUGACCUGCAGUACAUCAGCGUCAGGGCUUUGAGGGAGGUCCUGGGGUUGUACCCAGAGUAUGGCAGCCGCUUCAGCUCUGACAUUCAUCAAAACCUCACCUACAACCUGAGAGAAGGCAGUGAAGCUGAAGUAAAACAUCUUUUAUGAAAUUAUUUUUUUCCACCUAAUAGGACUGUGUGUUAAUCCCUUGUUGAUUCUGGUUUUGAUACUUUCAGGGUGGGAAAAAGUUUCCAUGGUCGUCUCGGCUGUCACAGGUUUGUGUGUACUUGUAAUUAUUUUGGCCUCAAUCAGCUCUAAAAGGGAAAGUACUGGUACUUCCUUCAAUUUUAAGGAACCGAGAACUUUUGCACCCCUGCAUCACCAUGCUACUCAGUUUUCCAUCAGGUUGUAUAACUAUAGGUCUAUAUAGUGGCUUUGGUGUGUGAAGAAGUCAUUAGACCUUCACAGAAGGACUCUACUGGACUCCACUUCUAUAACACAACAGAAACAGAAUCCAGUUUGGUUUGAUGUAUCACAUGCAGUUUGUUCUUCUAGGGUUAGCUUUAGCUUCUGGAGCUAUUAAAGAGGUAUCAGAAAAAAAAAAGCAUUUUACUCCCUUUUUUAUGUGUAUUUUAUGAAACACCAAGAAAAAAAGAAACAUGCUGUAUUUUUUAAGCUACAGACACAAACUUAGUUUUAAAAUCAGUAACAUCUCCAUAAUGCUCAUCACUUCCCUUUGCAUGUGUUAGACUGUUAGUUUGACUCAUCCUUUUAAUCAAGUAAAAUGAAGAUAUUCAGUGUUGCAGAAAAGUAAAGCUGGCAAAACUAAGGAUUUAAAUAUUCAUUAAAACCUGUGGGAGUGCAUGUGAGAGACAGAUAGUUAAUGUGUGUUUUUAUUAAAAUCAUUUGAGACCAUAUGGACUGUAACAGAUGUUUAAUAUUCAAACUGUCUCCAGAACUGAUUUGACAAGAAAAACAAGCCAAAAUAAAUCACUGGAAGUAGCUUAAGUUACAAAUAACUUUUCUAACAAGUAGCCUAACAAGAAAAAGUGUAUGACAAUCAGGCUCAUCUGACCCUGUGUCUAGGAGUUUAUGCUACCUACCACAUGGCUUUAGCUGGUGAAGGAAACACCUUACAUACAUACUUGACAAGUGAGGUAACACCCAAUUGGGUAAUCAUGAGACUUACUUUUAAAUGAACGAGUGCAUAAAUUAACGUAAGAUUCCUUUAAGAGAAACCUUAAAGAGGGUUGUAUGACAUCUUUACGUACACUGUAAAAAAGAUUGUAAUAUAACAGAAUUUUACUGUUUAUUUAACAGAUUUUUUUCUGUAUUUUUAAAAUACCAUUUAAUUUACAAAAAAAGUGUGAUUUAACAUGUCAAAUGUAAAAUAACAUGAAAUCACUGUAACUAUAAAAAACACACAAUAUUUUCGUUCUUUUACAAAAAAAAAAACAUUAGAAAAACAAAAACUGUAAGAAAAGGGGAAAAAUCAUUUAAAAUUAGUUAAUUAAUUUUAAAAUUAAAAUUAUAUUUUAAUAUUAAAAUAGCUGUUUAAUUUGUAAUUUUACUAUAAUUUCUUUGUUAAUUGACUUAUGUUGACUAAUGAAUAAUAUGCAAAACAAACAGUUGGACUUGAACUUAGGGCUGCUGCCUCUGCUUAUGGGGCAGCAGCACUACCAAGUGAGCUGCAAUGAAAUGCUUUCAAUAAAGCAUUUUACUGAUAGAUGUGCUGCUACUUUAUUACAGUUGCUGCUUCAGAACUGAACCAGACGCACUGUUUUAUUUGAUUUCUGUUUUAUUAAAGAAAUCUAAAUUUUGUCCAUCACUUGUCUUUCUAGGCUCGAGGCUCUGUGGACCAUAAAGUGCCCUUUAUAAUUGAGGCAGAUGAUGUGGAACUUGGAGAAGACAUGACACACCACCAGCAGAGGAAACUUCCUCUGUUACAAGAAGUAGGAAGCUCGGUUAGUCAGCCCUGCCUCAGCACCCUGUUAGGAGAGGAGCUGCGACACAUCAAUGCUCUCCGGCUGUGUCGCUCACCCGUUCAGGGCGGCAGAGGUAACAGCCCCUCUCCUCAGCUGUUCUGCACUGAGGAGCUCUCUCCGUCUCCUCUGCCUGGUCUUACAAGUGACUCAGGCUUGAACCAUCGACCUGCCAAGCUGCUCAUGCCCUCCAUACCUUGUGUUAGUCCACUGAACCUUAGCCCCAGGUACCCUGUUCAUUCUGCCUCACCCACAUAACAACUGACAUUUCUUUUUAAAUGUAUCUAAAAAUAUUACUAAUUUGUGUAUCCACUAGGGUUGUGGAUGGAAUAGAAGACAAUGGACAUUCAUUUCAGUUUAACAUGGAGCAGUGUGAGAGAAAGACCACCAUAACAGGUAAAGACUGCAAACAAAAGUCAAUCACAAUGUGCUGAAGGAAAGUUCUUCUCACUGAAUAAAGAAACAUACUAAACUUGGACAUUUUCUGACUUAUUUUAUUUAGCUAUGUUGACCCACAUUCAUAAACUUACUCAUCCGGAAUAAGAUUUCCAUACCAUUGUCUGUGUAGUGGGUUACUUCAGAUCAGCUCUAUUUCUCUAUAUUUCAUCAUAGACCGCUUCCAGGUGAGUGCCAACCUGCUUCUAGAGACAGAGGAAGUGAGACAGAAUGUCAGCACACUUAAUAAAGAGGUACGAGGUCAAUGUUACACCUGAUGUGGUUGUAAAUAUCACUGCAUGAAGUGCUUGGCUGAAUGAAAAGAAGAAAAUAAACAUUCAGAAGAAAGUUUUUUUGUUUGUUUUUUAAGGAUGGAUAGAUCUUUCUUUUUUCCACUUCCAGGUGAGCAACUUGAACCAGGAAGUGUCCAGCCUGGCCAAGGAACUCCACAACAUGAUGCAUUUCCUUCAGUCUCACACAGCAAUGCUUCAUCACCCCACGACAGUCCAAAUGGCUUCCAGUCCUAGUGUGACCGUCUCCAGCAGCCGGCAGCCCCAUGUCCCUUUAAAUAUCUCCACUGGACUGCACCUCCAUCAUGAAGCGAUCAGCCACCCGGCCAGAAACGUGUGGGGCUACAGCGGAGUGUCCUCCCAGAUUGGAAGUACCUCUCUGCUACAGUCAGCAAGCCCUAUGUCAUCUGGUUUGCAUCUGUACUGCUCUGAUAGAAAAGGGACCACAGCCCACAGGUUACAGGGCCAAUGUGGCCCCUUCCAAACCUCCAGAACAACUCCAAACUCCCCCUAUAUGACCCAUCCACAUGCACGAGUAGGACCCCCUCUCUUCAGUCCUGCCCUUAGUUCUUACCCAGUCAUCUGUCAAGCCUACAAUGCUUUCAUCCCUACUCUCAGCAACUCUCAUCCUAUAUGUUCCCCAGUGAAUUCAGGCUACCCCCACUCACCUCUGAGUGUCCAAACCAGCUCUGAUCCACCACAAAACCAGAACAACCCCCAGACACCCAUCCGUUCUUCCAUCACUCACUCUGGCCUGCCGCAGUAUCACACCACCUUCAGCUCACUCAGCCCAUUAAGGGUCCAUGCUUCAGUUUGUACGGGUCACAGUCAAAGCCAUCCGGGUGCCAUCGGUGGCCCCAGACAGAGUGAGCCGGUAGGAUCCAGCCCUAUGCACCGCGUACGCGAUGUUUCAUAUUCUUUGCUGGGGCAGGUGAUGGAUAGAGACUGUGGAGCUUCACUGUAUCAAGAGAGGUUAGACAAAAUUGAAUAUCAGGACAUGAGCAGUACUCUAACUGUGGAAGUUCAGUCACCUCCACUGGACAUGGAGGGAAUACAGACUCCACAAUAAUGGCCUCUGUAACUUGUACUGCAUGAUAUUAACUUAACCGUACCUUCAAAGACUGUGGGAGCUCAGAUUCCAUCCAAUAAAAUGAUCUCUGAUCUCUCUCCCUUCUGCCAUUACUAUGAGAGACACUUGUACAGAGUAUUUUUCAUGUUUUAUAUGAAAUUAUCUAUUAUCAGAUGCUAUUGUUUGACACUAAUUUCUGUUCUGCAAGUAAUGUCAAUGGGGAGAAAUGGGGAGAUGGUCUAUUAUAGGACAUGCAGAUGCAAAACCUUUCCUGAGGCAUUUUAAUACAUAGGAGAAUUUUUGACCAAAGCCUGAGAUGCAGUUAACAGCUUUGAGAGUACAGCACCACUAAGUGGUGAUGGAUGGUUACAACUUUCCAUCGCUCAGCAUGAAAAAAAAACAUGAUCUACUUUCUUGGUAAGAUAAUAAGAUUUAUAAACAGGUAAAGAAUAAAGAGAAGAAUAUGGUAACAAACUCUUAAGUUAAAAAGAAAAUAACAUUGUUUUUUAAUGCAUAUGCCUGCUGGGAUACUUUAAUACUUUUCUCUUUUUUCAUCACCUUUACAUUUCAGCCUUUAUGAAACAACUAUACAUAUCUACCUGACCAUGGCUGCACUGUGCAUGUGGGAUUUCUCUGAUUCAAAAAGAUGAUUUCAAUGUUUUGUUUCAUUUCAAAAUGAAAAAAAUAUACAUCCAUGCAGUUGUCCUGCACAACUUUUCCACCAGUAGCCCUUCAAAAUCACACAUAUCCAAGUCUGAAACUUUACUGAACUUUAAGAUAUGAAGGCAUAAUCUAAAAGUUUACCUUAACUUAAAAAACAAAACAAAAAAAAACAAAAAAAACCUGUUAUUUAUCUAUUUAUUGUACUUCAGAAAUCCCCUAGGAUAAUGUCCAGUGCUCUUCAUCAGGGAGCAGAGGAGUUUUGGCAUUACCAUGAAAGCUGCCAAAAACAACAACAGACGUGUUAGUGUUGUUUUAUUUGAUCUGAAAGGAAACUUGUGUCUGAACUUUGUUGAAGGAAGUCAAGUGUCCUUUUGGACAAUACAAAUUCAGAAGCUCUAAUCAGGGUGCAAACUUCCUACAGACUCUCCUAAAUAGGCUUUCCUCAGCUAUCACAUCUGAAUAUCAGAAUACUUGAUAUUUUGCAUGCAUUGAUAUAGAAUGAAUAUUUGUUAGUCUCCAAAUAUUCUAAGACCAUCUGUUAAGCUAUUGAUUGUUAUCUAAAUGUUUUUUUCUAAUUAAUUUUCUGUCAAGAUAAAUAAAACUGAAGCAAAAAUUCCUGCUUUAA